Spirodela intermedia is the source of this 13927-nucleotide messenger RNA. The record is from the annotation of a GenBank genome assembly. Lineage: Eukaryota; Viridiplantae; Streptophyta; Magnoliopsida; Alismatales; Araceae.
AUGUAUAUUGCGUAUGGAUGGCCGCAGGCAAUUCCAUUGUUGGAAUCUCAGGAUGCCUUCUCUUCGUCUUCCUCCCUCUCCUUUGCCGGAGUGGUGUACAUAAAGGUGGCCGGCCACAUCCUGCUCGUCGUUACUCCCGGGCAUCUGGAGCUUUGGAGUUCUUCCCAGGUAUGCAUGUACUUGAACAAGUCCUUGAGCACCUAUGUCGUGCUCCUGGACACUAGAGACUACUGAGCGAUUAAUUGGUGUCGUGGAUUCCGCGGAUGCCACUUCCAUUGAGUACAUUUGCAAUUCCUUUCAAUGACUCUGGGAACUUUUUGGAUCUGAUUUUCACGCGGAUGAUACGGCAGCACAGGGUUAGACUUGGAAUGUACACAAGGAAUGCGGAUUCCAUCAAGGGGGAGGGGGAGAAUCAGCACGCCAUAUGGAGCUCUGACACUAAAACUGUUUGUGUCUUUGUAAGUGGACGCCAACUCUGCCUCGGAUUUGGCUGCGUGUUCACUGUCCAAACCUCAACCCUCCUUACAUUCUAGUGGCUUACACAGAAUCCGUCACUUCUUUCUUUUCUGUAAUACUGCUCGGUCCUCUUGUUGGACUUAAAUCAACUCCAUUAUGUGUAUGCUAUGAAUGCAAGAUCUCUUAUGCCCGUUUGUAAAAUCGGAUUCUCACAUUCUAUCCAUGCACUUGCAGACUUCUCUGGAGUAUCUCCACAUAUAUAAAGUUCGGCUCUCUGGAAAGAAGCUGCUGUUUGGAGGGAAACAACUCAGUGGCCUGUCCCUUGCUAGCAUAGCUCUUGUUCACAGCGAGAGGACACCUUUUUCUGACGGGAAUAGGGUGACGUAGGAACUCACACACCCUCUCUCCUUCCUCUUGGGCUGUCUCCCUUUCUCUUCCUAGGAGUUUCUGGAUUCUAAUUUGAAUAGUGUGAAUACAAUUCUUCUCUCUAAACAUUGAAAUAAUUCUCUUCCAUGUGUUAUUGUCUUCAGGAGCAAUUUUGCAUGUGACAGCAAAAACGUAAUUUUUGGUCUUGCUAAUGGAUCUCUAAAUCUUGUCUCAUGGAAAGGAGAGGUACUGUAGAAUAUGAGAAAAGGAUGUGUGAUUUCGUUUUCCAUUUUCAUUGUUAGAAAUGUCUUCUCAUGAAACUCUUUUAGAGGCGUGCUUGCAAUGAUAUUUCUCUCAUUUUUAUGUUAUUUAAUGCAGUUCAGUGAGAGCUUUGAAGUUGGUCGCUAUCCUCAAGCCACUUAUGAAGAUCGUGAUCUCCCAAACUCUGCAGACGCUGCACAUUUUUCUGGAAGAGAUUCGGGUGGGCCUGUGGAUGGCCAUGACCACGUCAGAAGUGCCAUUAUCCAGAUUGAUCUGUCACUUCCAUUGCGAUUGCUUAGUGUUUUACAUUCUGAUGGUCAUAUUGCACUGUGCACUGUCAGUAAAAAGGGAAUGAAGCAGCCUGACUCAAUAAAAGUUGAAAGAUGGGUGACCAUUGAUGACGCUGUGUGUGUCUCCAUAGCAUCCGAGCAACAGGUUCUGGCUGUUGGUUGUAGAAGAGGAGUUGUGGAACUCUAUGACUUAUCAGAGAGUGCUUCUCACCUUCGAACAUUGUCUUUAUAUGACUGGGGGUGAGACCCACGAAAUCUGUUGAAGACCAAUUGGCUUGUUGAUUUUGCUCUUUAGUACAUGUUUUCUUCUUUGUCAUCAGUAGUGAUUACCAUUGAGCUGCGAUAGAAAAAUGUAUUCGAAACGUAAUAAUGGUUAUAACACAUUGUCUGGGGAAUGUAAUUCCUUUUUAGAAUCUAUUUAUCUCAGCAAUGGAUGACGACUUAAGGGUUUCUUUAUGCUCAAAGUUGGUCCUGAAACCCCGAGGACUUGAGGGAACUCAUAUGAUUACACUUGUAAUUGAAAACUUUACCCCAAUGCGAAGAAAUGGGAUAGACUACAUUACAGGAAUUCCCCACUCCUUGAUGGAACUUAAUUUUGUCUGGUGGUUUGCUUUGGUGGUUUGCAUAAUUUAGCAGUUGUCUGUCAAUCUUUCAUUAAUCAAAGUCACAAGGGUGGCCAUAGUGAUUUACUUCUCUAUGAUGGAGUUUGAAAUUUUGGUCUAACGUCAUGUUUUUGAUGGUGCAUUAAUUUGUGCAGAUCUUAGGUUGGCAUCCUUUCAAGCCAUCACCACUUAACGUCCUAGUCGUAGGUCCAUAUCUUAUCGAGGGUUUUAUCGUUUAUGACAUUAGAUGUUAUCGUAGUGAUUUACUUGAGUUAAUAUUUGUCUGUCUAGCUAAAUUGUUUCACUCUAUCAAAGCUUAGGAAGUGUGAAAUGGUGAAGAAAAUAAAUUUUCUAUUUAGGUCUCUAGAAAGACUUGUGGUCCUUUCCUAGUCCUAUCUCCUGAUAGGUUGUUUUGCUUUCUAUCCUCACCUAUGUUAAGCAUAUUUCCGAAUGCUAAUAUGUUCCCUGCAAGUGGUCAAGUCAGUUCUGACUUUUUCCACCAAGAAGUUGGAUUGAGAACGCAUCUACCACUUCAUUUCUAUUGGCACCAGCCGGUGUUUUUGCCUGCCAAGGUAGUAUGCCUCACAAGUUUGUCUCUUGGAAUGAACUGAAGAAGUAAAGCAGGUGUAUAUCUCAUUUGAAGAUAUUAUUUGCUGAAAAAAUAAAAUUAUCUAACCUCGAAUUUAGUAGGCUAAGAUGUGUCGACACAUGCAUUGCUUUUUGUUUAACUUAAAUAGCUUGACUUUGGUUAUUUUUUGCUAUCACUGGUUCUUCUCUGCCUAUUUGUUUCUUUGUUUAUUGAAUGGAUUAUAAAGUGUUUAUUGAUUUUUUGAUACUGAAUUCAGGUACUCAGUGGAGGAUACUGGUCCAGUUAGUUGUAUUGCCUGGACACCUGACAAUUAUGCUUUUGCAGUGGGAUGGAAAUGUAGAGGACUUGCUGUGUGGUCUAUUUCUGGUUGUCGCUUAAUGUGUACGAUUCGUCAGAUUGGAAUGAGUUCCAUUUCCUCACCUGUGGUGAAACCUAACCAUGAUCUGAAAUGUGAGCCUCUUCUUGCUGGUACAUCAUUAGUACAAUGGGACGAAUAUGGAUACAGACUCUAUGCUGUUGAGGAGAGUUCCUGUGAAAGGAUUCUUUCAUUUUCUUUCGGCAAGUGCUGUGUUAGCAGGGGUCUGUCUGGUGCAACCUAUGUUCGUCAAGUAAUUUAUGGUGAAGAUAGAAUUCUAGUUGUGCAGUCUGAUGAAUCAGAUGAUCUGAAAUUUUUACACCUUAAUCUUCCGGUAAGACAUCUAUUUGCUAUUACAUUUGGUCCUCAUGUUUUUAAGUGUUGUGCUCGGUUUAUUACUCGUACAUCAAUCUUUAUGUUACAGGUAUCCUAUAUUUCACAAAAUUGGCCAAUAUUACAUGUAGUCGCAAGCAGAGAUGGGACCUACUUGGCAAUUGCAGGUGUUCGUGGACUAAUCCUGUACGAUUUGCACUCUAAAAAAUGGCGGGUGUUUGGAGACGUUACACAAGAACAGCAAAUUGCAUGCAAAGGCCUGCUGUGGUUGGGAAAAAUUGUUGUCGUCUGCAACUAUAUUGAAUCAUCGAAUUCGUAAGAAAAUUUCCCUUGCAGAUUGUGUUAUUUGUGUCAAUCUCAGUAUUUUUCUACUCACCAUUUAUAUCUCUGGUUUACCGUGAUUUCCUAUUUGUUCCUUCCUGCUUUCUUCAAGGUAGAAAAACCACCGAUACGUCAAAAUGUGGAAGAAGUUCCUAUUUUAUCUAUUAGCAUUUACUGAAAUUACAUUAUGAGGGUACCGAAAGUUGACAAGUCUUAAAGGUAUAUCUGUUAUCCAAGAAUAUUAAGGCCUCGAUUAAGAUUAUUAAAAAAAAGAGUGAUUCUCUUUGGAUCUCCCAGGUUGGUCGCAGUUUAAGUCGUGUCUUCCCUCCUCUAUUGCUGGACCUCAAUAAAUGUUUUUUCUUCAACAAAUAGUGUAAACGCCGCCCCCGCCCAAUGCUGUUGAUGGUCUCUACGUCCCUUUUCUUCUCUUGAUUGGUUGUUUGGGUUAUUUUGCCCGGUCAUUUUCUAUCAAAUAUUUCUAACUUUGAGUGUAGGAUGAUGUAGAAAAGCAUUAUAUGUUUCGAACCAAGCAUAGGGUUCUAAAGUAUUUUACUGGCUUUUAACUUGUGCUGAACUUUGUGGAGAUUUAUGUGAUCAAAUUUAAGGCUUUCCUGAAACAGGUAUGAGUUACUAUUCUUCCCAAGAUAUCAUCUUGAUCAAAGCUCCUUACUUUUUCGGAAACUGCUGGUUGGCAAGCCGAUGGUCAUGGAUGUUUUUGAGGAUUACCUUCUUGUGACUUAUCGCCCAUUUGACAUCCAUAUUUUCCAAGCCAAAGUGUUUGGAGAACUGUCACCUUCAAGUACUCCAGUUUUACAGGUAAACGGAAAAUCUCUGAUAGACUAACUUUUGAUGAACAUCGGAUACACAUGUUUUCUUACCAUUUCUGAGUUGGCUCCUUCCUUAAUAGCAAAAGCUAUGUCGUCAGCGUAGUGCACAUACCUAAUUCCCGCUUCUUUACUCACAAAAUCUUGCAUCUUCACAUCAAGUUGGUGAAGAAAGAUGUUCAUUAAGACGGGAGACAACGGACUGCCCUGAGGGAUCCCUUUUGGACAAGAGCCAUAUGACCUUUUUCGGUUCAUUCCUUUUUUCAUUAUGAAUGUUUUUAUUUUUUAGAGUGAAUUUUACUGUAUGUACAUUAACUAUUGAAAUAAAGUGGAUUAAUCAUCGUAUAUCAUGUUAAAAGUCUUGCCAUGUUUCUUGUUGAAUUCAUACUUUUAAAUGCUGUCUUUCAGUUUGAGAGCAAUAGGUUUUGUAUGCGCCCUUUUUAAGUACUCAAAUGACAAACAGCUUUCUACAGUACGUGAGCUUUCAAUCAUGACUGCAAAGAGUCAUCCUGCAGCAAUGCGUUUCAUCCCUGAUAUUACUCCAAAAGAAGAGAUCUCGAAAAAGGGAAGUUUCCAAUCGUCAGACUUUUUGCUCAGGCAGCCUUCUAGGUAUCUUUGUCCCUCUGAAUUUUUCAUGCAGCUUUAAGCUCGUUGUGACAGCAAACUGACUUCAUAUUUAUGUCAGAUGUUUAAUAUUACGUUCAAAUGGAGAACUUUCAUUGCUUGACUUGGAUGAUGGACACGAACGAGGACUAGCAGAUUUCGUUGAACUGUUCUGGGUGACCUGUGGGCAAUCAGAUGAGAAGACAAAUCUUAUUGAGGAAGUUUCUUGGCUAGAUUAUGGUUGUCGGGGUAUGCAGGUAAGGAUUCUUUUAGGAACUAAAAUACAUCCAUCAUUUAUCAAUAGGUAGUCUUUGGAUUUGGAAAAGUGUCUGUUUUUACGUUCGACUUUUAUUAUAGUUUUGUGGUGAUCAUGCAGGUGUGGUAUCCUUCUCCUGGAGCUGAUCCUUUUAAGCAGGAAGAUUUCUUACAGGUCAGAUUUGUUGUGUGAGUUGGGUUUAUGAAGCAUCUUAUGAUUUUCCUUUCGGUUUUGAUUCUGGAAUGAUUCUAAAAGAUGCGCCAGGAAUUACUCUCUUCUAUCAGUUGAUGAAAUAUUAUUGUUCCAUAUAUUAAGCUAAAGGGUACAAAAGCAGUUGAUGAUAUAUACGUUUUAACGUGGGGUUGGGAUUUAAUUGAAUCAGAUGGAUUGGUGGCAUAUGUUGCAUCUUUCAAUGUUCAUGCCAUUGAAUUUUUAUCUCUCGGACUAUCCUAUAUUUUGGAGCACAAACCAUGUAGUUGAUUGGCUAUCUGUUCAAUUGCCCAAAGUGCAGUUUGGCUGCGACGUGGUUGAAGAUGUUCAAACGGAGUAGGGAUGGACGAAUGAUGUUGAAAUGUAGACGUAGAUCUAGUAGCUGGAAUUGGUGACGUCACCAGAAGACGAAGUGGAUCUACUAAGAGUUGGAUAAACAGAUGGAGGCACAGAGAGUGAACCAUUAAAACCGGAGGGGUUAAUUAUCUACUUGACCUGAUCCUGAGCCGUGUUACAAUUGGUCUAUUAUCUGUAAUAAAAUAGAUGAAUAAUCGUGUGAGAGGGGAUGCAGCUAAGAAAAGAAAUCUAUUUCAGGGAUGUGCCGGCAUCAAUAACGUGAUGGAGAUUGAAUAGUGUUUCAGGUGAUUCCAAAUGCUGUCAUAUCUUGAGGAAAUGCUAUACCUUAACCAUUAUUGGUGCAGGUAGGAACAGACCAUCACAUUUUGUCUUUCAACUAGGGAGUGGAAUCCCUCUCGCAUCAGGUCGGGUAAAGCUGCUUCUGAUUGAGAUUGGCCGGUUCCGAUUAUGAAGACUAGAAGAAAAACAUGAUGUGGGGAACUUUUCAGUCCAAGAAAAAUGGCGUCUAGGCCAUUUGGAAAUAAUCAACUGGAAAAGAAAUCCUUGUAUUAUCGUUUCCAGAUUUCAAACCAGGGAAUGGUUCGGAGAUUGGAUUUCAGUAAGGUUUUUGUGUCUGUCUAUUCCUUUGCGGAAAAAAUAAAAAUAAUACUCGUUAUCCAUACAAACCGGGAGCAGUUGAAAUAAGGUUUCAGAAAUGUAAAUGAUGCUCUAUGAAUUCUACAGAAUAACUUUUUGAGAAUAUAGAUCAGUAGUAUGAAAUAUUUAGUUUAAAGCUCAGCUUAAGAAUUGAAGAUGGGAACCUGGUGAAACUAUUUGCAGUUAAAUCUCUUUUCAAAGGUAGCGGUAAUUGGUGAGGAUGUAUGUCGACAUGCAUAGGAGGCAGGAGGAGAGGUCCAGCAAACGAAAUUAGCACAGUUUUAAGCAAUCGACACAGGACAGGAAAAAUAAUGUUAAUCAGGAACAAAGUGCAAGUUGUAGUUUUGUGGUCUAUUUUCAAGUUCCCCUGAGCAUCUCUUCUCUAUGGAAUUAUAGCAUCAUCUUGAGCGGCCAUUCUCGGAGUGUUAGAAUUGAAGUAGGAACAAGCAAACACAAAUUGUAACUCCUUAUAGAAUGAAGCAAGAUUUUUCCAAGGAUCUUGUGUGCAACUUGAAAGACUCCUUUGCUCCAGUGUCAAAUAAGUGUUAUGGAGAUGGGCGUUGAGAAUCUUGGUUGAGAGGAUUGUGGUAGUGCAAGAUCCAGAAAAGGGGCCAGAAGGUCAGUAGGGAAAAAGGGGCUAGCUCGCAUGAGGAAAAAAAUGCAUGUUCUUACUCUCUUCCAUCUCGUCAGGUGGGAUCUGUUGGGGAAACCAAAGAGUGAGUCAACGAAACUGGUUUUUACCCGUAAAUUGGAUUGGCAUCUUGUUAUCUGAAGAUAUGCGCAUAGAGGUGUACGGGCAGAGAAAAGGGGUGAGAUAAUGCCGCAGUCACCUUUAGAUUGCUGCUGGAUUUCAUGCUUUUGACGUGUGGUUCUCAUUUUAACAUUUUAAACUACUGUGCCCAUCGGUUUGCUGUCCAUUUGCCAUGAAACCAUUACGUUGCUUUUUCUGUUGGAAUUAAAUAUGUUUUGAAUGCGUUGAGGUUGUGUUAUCUCUGCAGUUGGAUCCUGAGCUUGAAUUUGAUCGUGAAGUUUAUCCUUCGGGGCUCCUUCCAAAUGCUGGGGUUAUUGUUGGUGUCUCACAGAGAACAUCGUUCUCAAGCUGUACAGAAUUUCCAUACUUUGAGCCCCUUCCUCAAGCUCAGACAAUAUUGCAUUGUCUGCUGCGUCAUCUUCUUCAGGUAUGACUUCAUGAUCCUGUCUUAGACUUAUUGAUUGCAUUCGAUGUCCAUUUGAUCAGAAGUUCUGGGAUUUGUCAGUUGAAGAACUAGCCGGGCUACCUCUCUGCUAUUAUGUAUCGUAAAUGGCUUGAAGCCCUGAUAUGGGUACGGGAAAUGAGCUAAUAUUACCAUAUAUUAUUUCUUAGUGAAGUUUUGAUGAAAAGAUGGACGUCAGUCUUCGAUACUCAUUUUAAGGAUAAACCUUUUAGACGUCCCUGUAUGCCAGCUUUCCUAAUAUCAUUUCUUUGAAGUUGUUGAGUUACUGAAAUGUCAUAGCUGAAGUCUGAUACAUUCUUAUAAAGAGGCUAUUCCAUGUAUUUGCUUAGGAUAAUGUAAACGAAUGUUCAUAGUAUAUUAUGGCUAGAAUGGAUUAACGUUAACCUCAAAUAAUAAGAGUUAGGUCGAUGGAUGGGAUGUUAUGAUGUGGUUGCUUACUAGAAGGGGAAAAGAUAUCUUGUAGCAUUUGUUUCGUUUUUCGGUUAGAACUCAUGCUGAGACGAAUGCCUUCCCAAAAACAUAAUAAACCUGAUGAUUCCAAUUGAGAUAGAAAUCUGUUGAGAUCGAGGUAUUGCUUUUAAGAUACUGUUUUUUCACAGUCAUUUUAAGGUAUUUAUUUUUCAUGAAUGCGGGAUUUAUCACCAGUUCAUUUCGACGAAUUCCAACAUGUUCAGGAUGAACUAUCUACGACCCCACCACCACCAUAAUGACUGGCACCAGUCAGAGCAUCAUGCUAUUAUGAUGACUACCAUCAUCACUGCCUCGUCUUCAUUAUUCUCUCUAUGAUGUGCAUUCUUCCGGUCUUAUGUUAUUGCAAACCGACAUAAUGUACAUAGAAGCAUAUAUAUAUCCUGAGGACUCCCCCAUGAAGUCUAUAUAAUUUUGGUUUUCUUUAUAAUAGUAUCUCAAUUUCAUCAUCCCUCAUCCCCAUGAGGUAGUACAUCAGGGAGGCCAUCACCCGUCUAUUGUGUAAAAGAAGCAGAGUGGAACAAAAAGAAAGAGGAUGGGGAUAUAUAUGUGACUUGUUAGAUAUUCUCUGUUUCAUUGGAAACGUUAAAGGUUUGUGUUGGCGCUAUGGGCUUUAUUGCCUACUGAUAUAAAUUAAGGAGCUUUUUGAGAAUCUCUUUGGGAUGACUCUUUGCGCAAUUUUUAACUUGUUGAGACUUGUAAUAACGCAUAAGUGAAAUCUCUCUCUCUUGCUAGGAUCAUUGUUUGGAUAUUUUGGGUUGCUUGCAACUACACAUAACCCAUGUCUCUUAACAAGUGAUAAAUUCUUGUCGUUUUGAUUCGUAGAGAGACAAGUUUGAGGAAGCUUUACGGUUGGCAUGCUUAUCUGCUGAAAAGCCUCAUUUCUCUCAUUGUUUGGAGUGGCUACUUUUCACAGUGUUCGAUGCUGAAAUAUCAAGGUAUGAUAUAAUUCAAUCGCAUCAUGAUUAUAUACUAUCCACUUUCCAAAAAAAAAAGGUCAUCGCGAUUGAAAUUCAAUUAGACGUCAAAUAUUUGUUUUCUUAUGCUUUCAGGACAAUAUUAAUAAUACUUGGAGCAGAAAUUCAUUAUGAUGACUGUCUGCAAAACAAACAUUUACUGAAAGGAAGAACAAUUAUUUAGCUAUCAUGCAUUUAAAUUUUCUGCAUAUCGUGCUUGUGAAAUUUCCAAACAAGAUGUGUGCGUGAAAGGGGCCAUUAUUCCAAAGGUACCAUGCACAGUUUCCCUAUCUUUGGUUCCCUCUUGCAACCGCCUAUUUGAAAGAAAGUAGACUGGAGAGUUGGUGAAUGUUGCUUGGGGAGUAGGCAUUAAAUCUUCUGGCAUUUUGAAAUCUUUCCUCGUCAAAUCUCAGUUGUGAAGGGUAGACAGCUUUGUGUCCUGCUUGUGGAAUUUUAUUCCGGGUUCCAGAGUAGGAGGCGUAACCACUGGUGCAUUAGUACUUAAUCUGUCAGUUCACAAAGCAUUUUUAGUAGGUUGACUGAUCUAUUAUCAAUUGAUGAAAUAUGACUGAUCCAGUGACCAGCCGAUUAUCAACAGGGAUCAGCCAAUCCAUAUUUAUUUCUGAAUAAUCAACCUGAAGCUGAUCUCUUGUCUUUUGGGCUUUGGAUUAGAUUAGGUCGUCUCAUCUUUAGAGGAUUCUAAGGUGUGGUGUUUGUUGCUGUUAACAUUCCUUGCAGAAUGUUUAGGAUUGAACACUGGAAAUGCUCCAGAGGGAGGUUUGUGAUUGAAUGACCUUUUACACUUUGUCGGAGAUGGGUAGCUUUAGUUUUCUUGUGCUAUAUAUGUUUUAUUUUAUUUUAUGUUUUGUAUAGCUUUUAGCGCCCAAAAACUCAUUCUGGGAAUUCUAUAGACAGACCAUACUUUGCACAUUUUUUUUGCAUGAUUUGGCCCAAAUUGUUAACUAAAUGCCCUCCUAAUAGCUUCUACUUCCAUCUAUUAUGAAACAAGACCCCUGACUGGCAUAUACUCACAAUAAUGCUCAACUAAAUGCAUUCAAUAAUCCAAUAGAAUCACAAGAGGGGGUGGAAAAGGAGGAUUCUGUCUCUUUGGUUUCAAUCGAUGAAACGCAGCAUGGCCCUGGACAGGCAUGAUGCACGCAAAUCGAGAAAUGGGAAAGAAGAAUGCUUGCAAUCAAUCUCGGUGAACUGGAUGAACGAACCUCAGGUGAUAGCACUCAAGUUAUGGAGCAUAGGGGAGGCCUUUACCGAGUUCAAAGCAACAGCUUUGCUAAUCAGUUCUGCUUUUAUGUUGCAAUGACUGAGGAAAAGCCAAGUGAGCCACGAUUUGCUAACGCAUGAGCAGGGAAAAAAGCAUGCUAGUCGUGGAGGAAGCAUCAAGCCUAGGUUGGGUUCUACCUUCGUACUAGCUGAAAUGAUUGGCAUCUGGGCAUAAUCCAGUCAUGAAAUCAACUUUCAACUUCUCUCUACUGGAUUGUAUUGCCUUGACGAUCUAAAAACAUUCAAUAUUGACGCGUAGAGCCGUAGCCUGAAGUAAAAGAGGGUCGUACUAUUGGCCAGCGUUAUUUUUCUCACAACUCCCGCCCUCAUCUGUUAAAUUAUUCAGCCUUGUCCCUGGAACUUGCUCUUCGAGAGCUCUGAUUGAAGUUGGACACCCCAUUCCUCAGUUCAUUCUCCUUCACUCUCUACCACAUCUUGGGCCUCUUGUGGAACAGGGAGAGGGAAAGGAUAUGCAUCAGUUGUGAGCGGCACCUGGGGGAAUUCAAAAAUCCAUGAUUUGGGACGCCUCGGGUUAAUACGGAAUCACAACUGUCCAACCCCAUGAGCCAUCCAUGCCUAUGCAUUUGCUCUCGUCUCUUAUAGGUUCUUUUGAUUUUUCCCUUUGAAAUGCUUGUAAAGUAAUCUUGUUUAUCUACUGACUGGUUUCAUCUUGUAUUUUUUUUUAUGAAAAUCAUUAUGUAACUGUGACUCAUCAUUAUUUACAGCCAAAGCGCGAGUAAGAACCAGUUAUCUGCAUCUCUAAGGCCCUCAAAGUAAGAACCAGUUAUCUGCAUCUCUAAGGCCCUCAAAGCACACCCUUUUGGAGAAGACCUGUAACUUGAUCCAAAAUUUUCCGGAAUAUCUGGACGUGGUUGUCAGUGUUGCCAGGAAAACAGAUGGGAGACACUGGGCCGAUUUGUUCUCCGCUGCUGGAAGAUCAACAGAGUAUGUUUCACAGAAUCGUUGUAAACCUCAGUGGUAGAGCUUUAAAUUUUAAUUACGAAUCCAGUUCUUACGGUUUGAAAUAUUGAAAUAUACUCUGUUGAAUAAAUAGGGCGGCCUCUUGACUUUCUGGGUGGUAUGUUUGACCUCUGUCAUCAUAAACUCAAUCAUGUUUUUCACGGUCUCUCUGAGAUUCUCACCUAUGUACAAUGAAUGUUGUACACUCAGCCGGAAGUUUUAGCCUGAACUGAAAAAAUGUAGCAUGAACCAUCCAUAACCUUUGCUAAUUCUCAAUAGCCCCUUAGGUGUACCCUCCUAAUGAGGAAAAGAAACCUGUGCAUGAACUUAUAAGCUGUGCAUGACCCAUACUUUUGUUCAGCUUUGUAUGUCUAUGACUAGGAUUUUGUUCUGCAGGGGCUAGAUCUGAUUUUCGUUAUAUUGUAUUGCUCCUGUUUAUGAUGCUAUUUCUUAAUUUCUUAAACAGCUGUGUAUCAUUGUCAUUGGAUUAUGGACGUUUUAAAUGAGAGAACUUGGUACCUGUUGAAUGAACAUGCGGCUCAUAAAUUUACCCCCAAAUCUCUUCUGUAUAAGAUCCACCAUCUACUUUCCAUGGGAUGCAUCACUCUACUUUCUUUUUUCCAAUAUUUAUGAAUUUUUUUCUUCCUCCUAUGUUUGUUCAAUUAUUUUUUCCUCAAAAUGCAAUAAUUGCUCUUCUUUCAGGUUGUUUGAAGAAUGUUUCCAACGAAGAUGGUACAGAACUGCUGCCUGCUAUAUACUGGUAUGGUUUCAGCGACACACUAGAGAUCCUUUAGGCUUAUACCCAGAAAUAAAACCAUACGAUGUGUGAUCUGUAUCACGUUUUCGCAAGAUGUGAUACUCGUGCCAAGGAAUUAGCUCAAAUACAACUUAGAGAGGAACGGUGUAGAUUCCAUAGUUUAGGGAGGCAAAAAUGGAUUUCUGGAAUUUUUCCAGUGAUGAAAGGAACUAAAACCUAAAAUUAUGUUUUGAAAAAACGCAGGUAAUUGCAAAGCUUGAAGGCCCUGCCGUGAGUCAGUACUGUGCUAUGCGUUUGCUACAGGUAAGAACCGGUCAUUAUUAGGAAAAAUGUCCAUUGGCCGUUUUUUAAUUUUUUUUUAUUAUCAACGAUGCGAUUUUCUCUUCUGCAGGCAACACUGGCUGAGUCAUUGUACGAACUUGCAGGAGAGCUGGUACGCUUUGCCAUGAGUCUGCCUAAUUCUGCAGUUGCGUCGCCAUCGAUCUCAAUCAGAUGACUGUGCUCGUUUGUUUCUCAGGUAAGGUUCCUACUACGAUCGGGGAGAGAUUACGACAACGCCACCCCUGAGUCCGAUAAGCUGUCUCCCAGAUUCCUGGGGUUUUUCCUCUUCCCCUCCCACAGGAAGCAGCCAUCCGACAGUAAGAGGUACAUUGCAGAAAUAUCCCUCGAUUGUCUUUUUUGUGGCAAUUUAUCCUAGAAACUUGUGAAAUUCUUGCAUCACACGCACGUCCCAUCUUCUUCUUCUUCGUCUUCUUUUUUUUCAGUCAUUGUGUUCAUACUGUUUUCUUCUUUUUUCUGUGUGAAUCAGUGCAUCUGUUAAGGAGAUGAGCCCACAUAUUGCUUCAGUCAAGAACAUCCUGGAAAACCACGCUGGCUACCUUAUGUCCGAGAAGGAGCUCUCUAAGUUGGUUGCAUUUGUCAAAGGAACACAGUUUGACCUUGUGGUGAGUUGUGUAAUUAUUUUCUUCUUUUUUUAUUUCCGUUUAAAUCAGAGAGACUAAUUUCCAUCCCCACUUAUUGCAGGAAUAUCUCCAAAGAGAGAGACUGGGAUCUGCCCGUCUGGAGAAUUUCGCUUCAGGGCUCGAACUGAUAGGACAGAAGGUAGGAAAAUAUGAAUCUAAGCCUGUCUUUUUCUUCUCUCGUGACUUGUCAAUCACCUGCAAUUGAUUGGACGUACAAACGUUGACCAAAAUAAUUACACAAAGAGCAUGCGUUUUUAGUAAUCUGACUUCUGGGGACGAUGAAAUCGCAAGGGGAAUGCGUGUUUAACAUGCUCGAUCAUGUUUCUCAUUGACCCAUAUUUAUAUUGCCUAAUCGGGUAACCAUGAUCUAUCUAAUCCCUCUUUCUCUCUGUGUACCAGCUCCAGAUGGGUUCUCUCCAGAGCCGAUUGGAUGCGGAAUUCCUUCUGGCCCACAUGUGCUCGGUUAAAUUCAAGGAAUGGAUCGUCGUCCUAGCUACCCUUUUGAGGCGCACGGAGGUAAUCUUACUCUCUCAAACUCGCCGAAAGUUGAAAUUAUCAUAAAUAAAUUUCUACUGCGUAACGUUACACAACCAUACAACGUACCUUCGAUCGUUCGUGAGAUUCACAUGGGUCGAUUAUGGCUAACUGUAGGUGCUGUUCGACCUCUUCCGCCACGAUAUCCGGCUGUGGAAGGCAUACAGAACAACUCUUCAGGUACAUGCUCUCUCUCUCUCUCUCUCUCUUUCCCUCUCUUCUGAGCCGGAUGCCCGCUUUGCUCAUUUUCAGUCGCAGCCGGCCUUCGAGGAGUACUGGGACCUCCUUAGAGCCUUGGAAGAGCAGCUCUCGUCCGUCACAGAUGCUGGCGAGAAAUGA